Molecule: messenger RNA, 3087 nt
Organism: Carassius carassius (crucian carp)
Lineage: Eukaryota; Metazoa; Chordata; Actinopteri; Cypriniformes; Cyprinidae
Product: protein FAM83F-like
Exons: 5
Coding region: 965-2611 (548 amino acids)
Source: RefSeq, a predicted model, not a curated record
GUUUGUAUUUUGAGAUCUUUAGUAGGACACACUAACACAUGAUACAGUGUUACAUUAAGCAAAGUUUCUAUGUUACUGUACCAAAUUUUGUAUAAAGAAGAGACUUUUUUACAAAUGUGAUUUGUCAAAAUAGCCACAGGCAGAAGAGGUAUGAUUAUUGUUUUGUUAUACAAGAUGGAAAAUACGGAUGGUAAAUAUGGCAAUAACCGCAAACUUGAAUAAAUCUUUCUGCUUUCAAUUAUAAGUCAAGUGAUAUUUUCAUAGAGAUCGUUCAGCCUAAUUCUGUCAUCAUUUAAUCACUGUCGUGUUGUUUCAAAACUGUAGGACUUUAUUUCUAUGUUCCGUGUUCCAUGGAGGUUAUAAAGUUACAGGAAAACGAUAACAGAAUAUCACGAAAAUUAACCAUUGAUUUAUUGUAGUAAAAGUGUAGAAACCAUGGUUUCCUGGCGCAUUAAUUAACAUUUGUGUAACCACAGUUUUACUACAAAUACCAUGGUUAAACUAGCUAUAGUGUAGCAAAACGUACUGGAUUACUAACGUAACCUCGGUUCCCUGAGAAGACCAGAUUUUCGUUAAGGGUAAAUACAUACAAAAAAAAACGUUUUAUUUAUUUUAUUUUAUUAAUAUUAUUAGGCAUAUUAUUAUUAUUUUUUUUUUUUUUUGCCUUUUCUUGGUGGUAGUUGUAUUCUUGUAUUUACAUGUUUGGUAAAUAAACAAAAAGUUGGCGUCAGUCAAGGAAACUACCGUGACGCUUUCAUCCGUGUUUACUUGAAGUUAAACAAGUGUCGUCAUGUCAGUUCACAAGAACCUUCAAACAGAGUGCUGAAGCCCCGCCUACCACGCUACCGAAACUCCGCCCACCCAUUAACUUUAUUCUAGCUCCGAGACACCUCAGCCAACCACUCAAACAGGUAAAGGUGUGCUGAGCGUUCUGCCUUGAGCCACACACGGGAGCACAGCUGCCAUGGCUGAGUCUCAGCUAGUAUGCAUGGACGAUGAACAUGUCAACGUGAAAAUACCGGAGUCCAAACCGGCGUUUUAUUACAGCGAGGAGCAGCGGGCUGCGCUCGAGCAGCUCUUGAAGAACGGGGAUGGCGCGUUCAAGAUGCGUCUCAAAGAGGAUAAUGUUAAAGACUUUCUCUCCGCGAGGGAAAUCAAAUGGAUUCGGGACACCUUCCAGGAAUAUGACAGCGACUCGGACACCUGCUGCUCACGGUCGCCCCAUGAUACGAGUGAAGACUCAGGUGUGCACUCAACCUACUGGCCGACCAUGUCUGACAUGGAGAUCCCUCCGCUAGACAUCGGUUGGCCCAGCAACGGCCAUUACAAAGGGGUAACUCGGGUGUCGGUUUACACCCACCCACCCAAAUCCAACAGUCCGCAUAUUAAAGAGGUGGUCCGCAGACUCAUUCAAGAAUCCACAAAGUUGGUUGCGGUGGUCAUGGACCUGUUGACGGACCUGCUGAUCCUGCAGGAUCUGUUAGACGCUGCCAGUAAGAGGGGGGUGGCUGUGUACUUGCUGCUGGAGGAGCACGGCUUGCCGCACUUCCUGGACAUGAGCAGCAGGCUGCAGAUUUCUGUGCAGCACCUGAGGAACCUGCGUGUGAGAACUGUGAGAGGCUCUGGCAUGCCUCUGUCCUUUGGUCGUCUGCCUGGAUCGCUGUGCUCCAAGUACAUGUUGGUAGAUGGAGAGAAAGUGAUGUUUGGAUCAUACAGUUUUACGUGGAGUGCCUCUAGGAUGAACCGCAACACAAUCACUGUGAUGUCAGGACAAGUUGUCGACUUCUACGACAAUGACUUCAGAGAGCUGUAUGCUGUGUCUGAUAAGGUGGACCUGUAUCGUGAGUUUCACAUUAGUAAGCCGGCCCUGUCAGUUCCUGUGCUGAAAACGCCAGCGGAACCCAACAAACUCACAGUUCCUGUAUCCAUGUCACGCUUCCAGAUCUCUGUAGGGGACUCCAAACAGAAAGUGCCUGCACAUAAAUACCAUAAUCCUAAGUACUCUUUAGUCGUUGGCAACAGUCUCGGUGUGACUGGCUCCCUGCAGGAUCUUUCUAAGCUGAGAGACUAUGUUGACCAUGCCCCUGUUAAUAACAUGGAAAAAUUAAUGUACACCAAUGGGGACGGUGUACGUCCACAGUCCCCUACAUCCCCAGAUGGGACAGAGGAUGGUAAGAAGCCUUCACUGUUUGGUUCUAAAAAGCAGCGCUCUUCCUUCCGGAAUUUUUUGAAAGGCAGAGCAAACAACCAGAGUCCAGACCCUCUCUCUAAAACAACCCAUCAAAGCACGGAUGUGAAACAGAUCAGUCAGAAAGACACUAAGAUUACCAGCAACUCCAAGGAAGCUUCUUGGUUGGCCGGUCAUAUUAAUGAGCAAGAAGACGUAUCCAAACACGUGACUCCCAAUCCUCGCAAGAUCUCAGAGACUGACAGCACUGGUGAAGUCGAAGACACAUUUGAGACGAUAGAGAAUCCACCACAGGUGAAGUUUAAACUCAAGAAGAACAAAAUGGGCCCAAGGAGUGUUUCUCUUCAGACCAUUGCCACAGACACUGAGGAUGGCCCGAGAGGACGGAGGCGUAACCAGAAGAAGGCCUGUAUUCAGUCCUGAGGCAUCUCUGCAAAAAGGAAUCAACAAGACCGAGUGCUUUUAUAUUAGGAUUUUGGAUACAAGACACAUUUCUAAGAGAAUGUUAACAAUAUAUGCUGUAAAAAAGGGCAUUUGUCUUUAUUAUAUUCAGCUUUGACAAGAUGUGGAUAGUGAUUCUCCCUACAAUAAUAUUGAUUCAGCUGUCAGCUGAAAAACGAAGUAUUGGUUCUGUGUUUUUAAAGGGAAGUGAGGUUGUUUGAACAACCUCCAAAAUGCUGCUGACACUGCGAGGAACUGGCGUCAGAAGAAAAAAAAUGACUGAACUUUAGUGUGCCUUCUGUGAUCAUGUGACCUCCUGCCGGUUACAAAGGUGGACUGCAGAGAGCUUGAAGAUGUAGCAUGUUUCACAUAUUUCCUGUUCAGCAGAUCUUUACCCUGCACAUUGACCCAGGCCUAAUCAGUUGCACUUAUCCAAUCCUCAAGCCUGUGUGGCUCCC